Durusdinium trenchii is the source of this 3042-nucleotide messenger RNA. Lineage: Eukaryota; Dinophyceae; Suessiales; Symbiodiniaceae. The record is from the annotation of a GenBank genome assembly.
AUGGAUGCCAAAGAGGCCAGUGCCGGAGCUCGCAAUGGCUGGGUCUCCAAGGCCCUUUUGGUGAAAACGUGCCUCUUCGGCUUUGUCGCUGCCUCCCUGGCCCUUUUCUCCACGACCGCUUCCUCGCCACUGCCGGACGUCACCGAUGGCGGUGCGCGGCGCUUGGGCGCAGCCGGAUUGGCACCAUUGCUGGGCGAUGGCUCGGCAGUGGAUUGGUGGUUCGCCUUUAAGCUGACCACCUCAGCCUUUCCCACCUGCAGCGCCAAGCCCACGUGCGCCUUCGGAGGAAAGGAACAGACCGAUGGCAAGUACGGCUUGCAAUACGUCUUGUCCUAUGGCUCGAAGGGGAAGACCAACGCCAUGCAGCUGCACACGGAUUGUUUGGGAAAUGCGGAUGAUCCUUUGGCCAAGACCUUCAACCAGGUGUACUCUGGACAGGCGCCCAAUUUCGUGGUGUGGAACGACCAGUUCUAUGGCGACCCGGUGCUGAACACGAAACCCAAGUGCACCAGGGAGUGCGAAGCCCCCUGGGGCCACAGCAAAGGAGUCCUGGCCUGGGGCGAUGACGGCACUGGCUUCGUCUUGCAGGUGACCACCCCGGAUUGGCCGGGCGCAGGCAGCAAGGCACAUCCGCGGACCAUCAAUGGAAACACCCUGGGCUGCUGCUACAACGAUGACAACACCAAGGUGGCUCAGCACUUCUUUGCGUUGCACUUGGCGACCAAGGAGGACACCUUGGCGGUCCUGCAAUCCAUGCAGCGGGCCUCGGUCGCGACCGAUCCCAACAACCCACAGGUGGCCAAGUUGACCAGUGGCCCCAGCGAACUGCUGGACGCGGCGAAGCAGCUCGGGCAUCAGGUGAAGGACAUUGUGCAGCCUUUGACCCACACCAUGAGCGUGAGGACCAGCAAAAGCCCAGUGCAACUCUUGGCCAAGCCAUCAGGACUCUCUGUGUCGCCCUGGCACAUGGUGAGCUCCAUGCUGCAAACACCUUUGCGAACUGCCACCUGGUGGGCACAUCCAACGAUUCCAUCCAGCAAGGCCAAUUACAAGCCAGGAUGCUGGAACUCCGUGCUGAAGUCGGGCGGUGUACCUGAAGUGCAAGCAGCCAUCACCGGCCAGUGGGCUUCCAAGACAUUCAGCUUCAAAGGGGAGCCGACCACCAACGGCAACCAUGCCAAAGUGGCUCACAGUCUUUCGGGGAAGAACUUGGCGGUCUUUGGUGACAUGAACAUGCAGGGCGCCCUGGACCCGUCGGAUGGCGGCUGCGACUCCGCACAGAACGGACGGGGCGGCAUGUUCUUCGUCCUCGAGGACGAUGUGCUUCAUGAGGGGUUGAAGGCCCUUCUCACUGGAGAUACUGCUCCCUACAAGGGCGGUUCUGGACCGGGACCUUCCCCAACGCCACCAUCGCCUCCAACGCCGCCAUCGCCUCCAACGCCACCAACGCCACCAUCUCCUCCAACGCCUCCCGCGCCACCCAGCAGUUGCGGUGGGGCCGGCAUUGAUUGGAGGAAGUGCAAGGCCAGCGGAUGCAAGUAUGUGAAGAGCACUGAUGCCAAGAAGUGCCAGGUGGCCAAGUUUGGAUGCUAUGAUGUGAACCAAUUGCCUGAUGCCUGUAAGAACGCCAACCAGUUGGUUCGGCACGCCGCGGAUCGGAUUCAUCGGAGCUUUUCGCUGAUCGGAGGAUGGCUGGUUAAUGUGGGUCCCAGGGAUCAGGGUCUCCACGCGGACACGCGAAGGGCGUCCAACCCGGGAAACCUUCUGCGGGGAUGCGUCGUUCCGGCGUCGCAUCGCGCCGUGGAUGUGUUGGACCUGGCCGAAGAACGUGGCCUCCUCCAACGCGACGAGGCUCAAGGCUAUGCCAAGCGGUGGCUCUCGGGUGAGGUGAUGACAGAUGAUGACUCAGCGACGCCACUCGCUUUGCAGCGUGCCGUGCUGCUUCGAGCCUCUUUGUACCAGAAGCGCGCAGCAGCCAAAGCGCUGGCAGAGCUCUCUGGGCUGUAUUUGUGUGAGCUACGUCCACUGGAUACGAGGUCAGACAGAGCUCAGCUUUGUGCCUCCAAACUGCCUUUUUCGGCACUUUGGGGUCAAGAAGAUGGGCUUUUCGUUGGUGGAGCUGGCAGCGGCAAAGGACUUCAUGUGGAUCAACGUCCUGAGAGCAAUGUCGGCAAGCAGUGGCAGGGGAGGAAGCUCUUCGCUGCCUGGCCUAUCGACCAAAGUGGCUCUUGGGAGGAGUGCUAUGGCGAGCUCUUUGCGGAACCGCUGGAGGCCAAACAUCUCAAGGCACUGGAAGAAUCCACGCAACUCAUCCUGCUCGAGCCUGGGGAUUUGUUCAUCUUCAAUGGCCAGAUGCCUCACACCGCGCUUUGCUUGGCUGGAGACCUCAACGUGACCUCCUAUGAAGGUUUUCUGAGUCUCCAUCCAGAGCAUCUUCGGCAGUUCCAGUCUGUUUGCAACCAGUUCCUGGGCCCCUGGCAGCCACUGGCAGAGGAGUGGAAGCAGGAGCUGCAUGGCCAGCUUUGUGAGCUCCAAGAGGCGUGGCACACGAGCCAGAAGCUGUUGAGCCAGGAUGGUGACCGGCCACUGCCUGGUCUGGAUGAACGCCUCAUAGCAGCCUUUGUGGUGCUUGAAGAGGGUGCACAGUGCUGUGUGACCACAGAGGAAGGUGGAGAGGGCGACGAAGGGGAACUUCAUGGAGAAGAGGAACCUGCAGCACCUGCCCUGAACUUGGCGGAGAUCAUGUAUGGCGACUUCUUCGACCGGAACGAGAAGCAGUACGUGCAAGCGACCGAUCCCGCGAAGACGCAGCUCACCUUCGAAGAAGCUUUGGAGGAGUACAACGGCAUGAACGCCAGCAAGAUGAACCUGGUUUUCUUCAAGGAUGCUCAAGAGCACCUGGCGCGCGCCUCGCGGAUUAUCCGCCAACCACGAGGCAACGCCUUGUUAGUGGGUGUGAGUGGUGUGGGCCGGAAGAGCAUGGCUCGGAUGGCGGCCCAUAUGGCGGAGGCAAGAGUCAUCGUGCGGUUCUUCUGGGUCUGA